UAUUAUUUAGAUCUAGUGUGUUUUUCCAGGGAUCUCCUGUUGAGCUUGUCUGAUGACAUCAUGGCUGCUGCAGCCCAUCCAGAGACAGAAUGUCUGCAACCACUGAAAACGUCCAAGAGCUUCGAGUUCUUACCCCCAGACAUGUCUGAGCACAGGACGGAGGGAGCAGGAUCAACAACCACGAAGUCAAAACCCAGACGUCAUCUAAACCUGGUCCUGUGUGGGAGGAGAGGAGCCGGGAAGACCUCAGCAGCCAAGGUCAUCUUAGGUCAGACGGAGCUUCAGUGGGUCUCCAGCUCCUCAGAGUGUGUUAGGAACCAGGGAGAGGUGUGUAGACGGUGGCUUUCUCUGGUGGAGCUGCCUGCCUUGUAUGGAAAAGCUCCGCAGGAAGUGAUGGAGGAGUCAUUCAGGUGUAUCUCCCUCUGUGAUCCUGAGGGUGUCCAUGCCUUCCUCCUGGUCCUGCAUGUGGGUCCCCUCACUGAUGAAGACAAGGGAGAGUUACAGACCAUCCAGGACACAUUCAGCUCUGGAGUGGACGACUUCACCAUGAUUCUGUUCACCGUGGACUCAGAUCCCACAGCUCCAGCUGUUGUUGAGUCUGUAGAAAGAGACAGAGACAUCCAGGAGCUCCUUGAGAGCUGUGGAGGAAGAUCUGUUGUUCUCAACAUCAGGAACCAGCAGCAGGUCCCAGAUCUGUUGGAGAAGGUAGAAACGAUGAGUGCCGAAGGGCCCAGAUGUUUCUCAACCCGAAUCUUCUCCAGAGCUUUCUCUGAGAAAGUUUCUAAACUUCUGGCUGAUCUGCAGGCUGAGAGGCAGAAGAACGAGGCAGGAGAUGUUCAGAGAGAACAUCUGCUGAAGGAGCUACAGAGAGAGAGAGAAAAGAGAGGGAGGAAGCGGAGGAAAACCUAAAGGAAAAACACAAAGAAACUCUGAAGACUCUAAAGGCCCAAUUUGAACAUGAAAGAAAAGAGAAAAUCCAAAAGCUGAAAGAAAAAGAUGAAACCAUGGAGAAGGAGCGAGUGAACAGGAAGAGAGAACGAGACGAAGAAGAAAAGAAACGUAAAAAACAGGAGGAAGCUCAGAGACUCGAGUGGAAACUAAAACUGGAAGCUGCAGAGAGAAGAUCCCAGCUGGAAAAAGAGCGGAAGGAGAACACCGAGAAGAAGCUGGAGCAGCUGAGACGGGAGGUGAAGAGAGACCGAGAUGUCUGGGAAAAGGAGAAGAAUCAGAUCUGGGAGCAAAGAUACCAGGACCUAAAGCAGAACCUGGAGGAGACCAAGAGGAACAGGGAUGAGGAGAAGAGCAGGAGCACAAGACUCCAGGAGGAGUUUUAUCAGAAGAGAAGGAAGUGGAGUUAUGCUUGGUUUGCUUUGUUGUUCUUGGUGAUAUUUGUUCUGGUUUAUGUUUAUCAGAGUCUGCCUCAGAGGGAGCUGUAGAUGAACACAUGAAUGUUCUCAGGAGGAUUCACCUUCAGUAGAACAGGUCGUCAGUGAGCUCAUGACAUAUAUGUGGAAGGUGAUGUGGUGUCUGAGCUAGGAUUGCUGUUAAAAACAGUCAGAUAUAACAGUGCUUUAAAAUGAUUGUUUAUUAAAUAAAAGCAACAACAAUCUGUGCUCUCA
Molecule: messenger RNA, 1619 nt
Organism: Nothobranchius furzeri (turquoise killifish)
Lineage: Eukaryota; Metazoa; Chordata; Actinopteri; Cyprinodontiformes; Nothobranchiidae
Source: RefSeq, a predicted model, not a curated record